AAAAAUAUUUCAUAUGGCAUCCCGUGGAUAAAGUAGGCUGUUCUAAUUCCAAAAUGGCCGACCAACAGCACCAAGAAAGGUGUGCUUUCUUUUUAAAAAGAAAACAGCGCUUCUGCAAGCUUAUUCCAGGUCCUGGCAAGAAGUUCUGUGGUGAACACGCCAAUUUUGCACCAGAAGAUGAGACUGGUGCAGGGCGAAAACGUGUGAACUGUCCUCUGGAUCCAAAUCAUACCUGUUAUGAAGACCAGCUGAAGAAACACCUGAAGAAAUGCAACUCCAGACAAAAACCUUCACCGCUUUACAUACAGAGAGGUGUGAACUCUGGUCUCAGCUGUGGACAGUGCAAGGAAGAGGAUGCAAAGAUAAGUCAUCAUUCCAUGAGCACAGAAGAACUGAUGUCAUUUGUAGAAAGAGUUCGUACAGCUUACAAAGGGAGUGUUUUAGACAUCCCUGAAGCUGUACUAUCUCACCAGGGAAUGAAAGCAAUGCUUGAGGAUCCAGACAAUGGAGCAUCAGCACUCAAACACCUCAAACAACAGGCUUCCCUCAUUGGUCACCUAGAUCACCUAGAUCUGUUAAAAUCUGACGUCUGCUUCAUAGAGUUUGGCGCAGGAAGAGGAAGGCUGUCCCACUAUGUACAGAUGUGCCUCCCAGAACAAGCCGCCUCCCACUUUAUUGUGAUUGACAGGGCCAACACCAAACAUAAGUUUGAUAAAAACAUCCGCCGUGGUGAGAAAGGACCAGACUUUGAGAGACUGAAGGUUGAUAUUGAGGACCUAAACCUGGGCUUGGUGCCCAGUAUGGCUGAACACAAGGGACCAGUAGCUGCCAUCAGUAAACAUCUGUGUGGGGCUGCUACAGAUCUUACUCUGAGAUGUCUUAUAGAGACCCUUCACUGCAAAAGUUCAAGAAACAGUUCCAAAGAAGUUUUUACAAGUUCCUCCACAAGUGAGACAGCAUCUAGACAACACCCAGUAUCAGACAACAUAGCCCAGGAGAGCAAUACAACAGAGAAACAGUUAGUAGAUGGUCCAGCAUCACCCAUUAUUAGAGAUACGGAGGAGAAUAGGGAUGACUUAGAAGAUGGAAGACAAAAGGAAGUGUCAACAGCAAGAACAGACAACUCAAGUCCUCCAUCCAAGAGAUUAAAGGAAGAAGAUGCUCAGAAGACAAGCCAAGUAGAGUGUAUCCUGAUAGCUCUGUGCUGUCACCACCGCUGUACCUGGACUAGUUAUGUGGGGAAAGGUUUCUUCACUAGUAUUGGCUUCACUGAAGAGGACUUCCACUUACUGAGGAGCAUGUCCAGCUGGGCGACCUGCGGGUUUGCGAGGGGUCAGACAAAGAACGCGGGAGGGAAUGAGGAAGAAGUGAAGGAGAACAGUGAAGAAGAGGGAGAGGAGGAAAAGUAUGAACAAUCAAAGGCAGCAGCCAUCUGGACUGUGGAAGAGAGGGAGGAGAUUGGGCGGCAGUGUAAGAGACUCCUGGACCAAGGCAGACUGUGGUACCUACAGCAGUGUGACUUCAACACUCAACUGGUGCACUAUGUGGAACCAGAUGUGUCAUUGGAAAAUAUAGCCAUUGUUGCAACAAGGAAAAAACCUACAACCACAACAUAAGACAUUGUUUGUGAUGUAUUUUGUCAUGUUUUAAAGUCUCCAAGCAGGUGGGAGGAAGGAUUGUAACAGUUCAUAACUGAGUUGGCUGUCAGAAAAUAGAGUCAAAGGCCAUUGUGAUGGUAUUUCCCUCCGUUUUCCUUGUAUGGGAAAGCAGAUAUAAUAUUUUCCUCACUAUUUUUUUCUUGUUUUGCCAUUGUACUCAACACUUUUUAUAAUGUGCUACAUCGGCCAAACGACAUGUGAUUUAUACGUUAAUA
Branchiostoma floridae (Florida lancelet) is the source of this 1873-nucleotide messenger RNA. Its product is annotated as tRNA:m(4)X modification enzyme TRM13 homolog. NCBI's taxonomy places the organism in Eukaryota, Metazoa, Chordata, Leptocardii, Amphioxiformes, Branchiostomatidae. The record is from RefSeq and is a predicted model, not a curated record. The transcript has 13 exons. Gene Ontology annotation, biological process: tRNA methylation. Bases 54 to 1616 code for a protein of 520 amino acids.